AUGGCGGCAUCUGCAUGCAAAUAUUCUGUUGGUUUUUUCUCUAAGAAACAGGCAUCCGAGGCAUAUUUGCAACGCGAAAUGAAGCACAGCGGAAUAGGCGACUGUCCAGAACAUCAUGGCGACUCUUACCACAGUAAGAAGUCGUCACGAUUAGUUCAGACAACGUGUGAAACCAAAGACAAAAGCAUCUUGAAGAAACAGGAGCUGUACACAGCGUCGGUGUUGAUAUUUGCUAAAUCAUGUGCUGACGCCAUUACAAAGGCAGCAGCAAUACCUCGUCAAGUUGAGGAUAUCACGCUGCCUAUAGUAUCGAUGUCCUUGACGGUUUCAUUCUAUCUCGUUUAUGCUCUUGUUAUUGACUAUAAGCCUCGAUCGCGCAUGUAUCAAUGUAAAGCUGAUGCAGCUGUCGGAAUCAUAAAAUCAGUGACGCAAUCUCCUGAGAUUGACCCCUACGUUGGCCAAGACGAAACUCCGUUGACUGCUGUUUCAGAUAGAAACAUCCCUUGUUGUCAGAAAGUACCAGCCAGACAAGGUAACAUCAAUUAUGCUGGACAUAAGUAUGAAGUUGUCAAAAAUGGUGUUAUGUACAUAUCCAAUAUUGAUCCACGUUUCGAGAAGAAGGGGGAUGAUGAUAGCUAUUCAAAUGGUCGUAACGAUAGACGGCUGGCAAUUAGAGUGCCACACAGAGAAAAGGUGAAAUCAGAAGGAAAACCUAAACUUCGAGACUCUCAACUCAAUUCGAGUGGUGCAACUUGUGACUCCAACAGACUAGUACAAGCUGCAAGUGAGCAAGAGGCAGUCAAAGAAACAGAAAGUACACACUCGCAUGUGAGUAGUACUGGUAGAACUGCAGACAAAACGAAGGGUUUGUCAGAUGCUCAACUAAGCAUGGCACCAUCAGGCUGUACGACUGCGGUCUCAUUGGAUUCAACUACAUACAGUGCGGAUACGAACCAAUCAGAACCAACUGUUGACAGUAAUAAACUAAACAGAAGUUCUACCUUAUGUGCAUCUGGUUUAGUGUCUAAAGGUAAAGCAAUGAGAUCGGCUGAUCUUCGAGAAGCGUAUUACUCACAAGCCGAUGAAGAGAGGCCCAUUGUUUCUCACUCUGAGUCUCAGCAGGAAAGAAGCGUAGAUCGCCAGAAUGAAACGGCGCAGUGUCACUCCUCGAGUUGUAGUAGUAGUGUUUCUAAGAUGUGCUUGGAUGUGACAGAAAUACGGCAAUUUACAUAUGCUGCAAUACGAAUUGCCACUGAUGACUUUAAUGCAACAUUAUGGAAAGAUGGCGGUCGAAGACUUGGACAGGGUAGUUUCGGAGUAGUCUACUAUGGUUUAUUUGACUCAGAGAAAGAGAGUGAACAGCCACUGGAAUUUGCUGUUAAACGGUUGAAACAGGCUGAUAAUGGUAAACAAGAACGAAAUCAAGGUUUAUUCAAGAAGCAAUUUUCAAAUGAAAUUCAAGCUCUGUGUAGAAUACGCCAUCACAAUAUCAUCCGACUUCACGGUUUGUGUAACGAUGGUCCAGAGUUAUGCCUUGUGUAUGAAUACGUUCCUGGUGGCACCCUGGCUCAGUGUCUACUAAAGACUAGUAGGAAGUCACCGGACGGGAAAGUUCGCGUUUCUAUUGCUGAUGGUUUAGCUCGAGGUCUUAAGUAUCUCCACACAAGAUGUACACCACCAUUGAUCCACAGAGACAUCAAAAGUUCGAACAUUCUUCUCUGCAAUGACUGGACUCCGAAGUUGGCCGAUUUUGGACUUUGUCGUAGAGCAGAGAGCAUCGAGUCGGCGGUUUUCGAUGUUACUUCUGCUGUUGGUACGAGAGCGUACAUGGCGCCGGAAGCCCUCAAAGGCUACGUUUCAUCUAAAGUGGACGUGUAUUCAUAUGGAAUGAUUCUCUACGAAUUGAUGACCGGUUUGCCACCUUACUCGUCCAGCAUGAAAAUUGAUCUGGUUCUGUAUAUGCAUGACAUGGAAGCUGACGGUCAUGAUGUGACUGUGAUGGUCGAUCCCAGAACAAGAUGGUGUUCUUCUGUUGUGGAAAAGACUUUGAAAUUGGCAAGACGUUGUUCAGACUUUGACAGCUCUAAAAGACCAAGGAUGCGUGAGGUGGUACAAGAACUAGGAAGAUAUUCUAACUUUUGGUAAAAAUAUAUACUUGUGCUAUAAUUUGUGAGAAAUUUCUAUUUACCAGUAGAAAGUAUCUCUUGCUUAUAUCAAGCUAUUUGUCUACUAGUCUGGUAGUGCAAA
This is a messenger RNA of Corticium candelabrum, 2247 nucleotides long. RefSeq lists its product as uncharacterized. The coding region runs from base 1 to 2145 and encodes 714 amino acids. Gene Ontology annotation, molecular function: ATP binding; protein kinase activity. Lineage: Eukaryota; Metazoa; Porifera; Homoscleromorpha; Homosclerophorida; Plakinidae. Gene Ontology annotation, biological process: protein phosphorylation. The record is from RefSeq and is a predicted model, not a curated record. The transcript is spliced from 10 exons.